This is a messenger RNA of Cutaneotrichosporon cavernicola, 2112 nucleotides long. RefSeq lists its product as uncharacterized. Bases 1 to 2112 code for a protein of 703 amino acids. The record is from RefSeq and is a predicted model, not a curated record. NCBI's taxonomy places the organism in Eukaryota, Fungi, Basidiomycota, Tremellomycetes, Trichosporonales, Trichosporonaceae. The transcript has 3 exons. Gene Ontology annotation, molecular function: protein binding; metal ion binding.
AUGACCACGACGCAAGAGUCCGCCCCAGCGCCCCACGCUGAGGUGCCCCCCACCGACGUCGCGGCGGACCACUCCGACGCUAUUGCUGCUGGCAACGAGGACGGCGUCGCUACCGUCGAGGGUAUGGAGGCCGGUGUCGCUGGCCUCGCCCUCGGCAACGUGCCGCAGCCGCAGUCCGAGCUGCACCGCGCAUGUGCCGAAGGACGCCUCGAGGAUGUCCGCGUAACUCUUGGCCGCGGUCUCGAUGCGCUCGAGUCGCUCGACAUUGCGACUGGAUGCACCCCUAUCGUGCUCGCAGUCACCCACGGCCACGCCGACGUCGUCCGUGAGCUCCUCACGGCUGGUGCUAUUGUCCCGCCUCCUGGCCUCACUAUGGACCCCACGAUGCUGUCGAUCCUCUACCCCCACGCGCAGGCCAUGUACGGCGUUCCUCCGCCGUUUGCGAUGCCGCAGUUCUUCCAGCCAGGAUACUACGGCGGGCCCGCUCACUUUGCCCCCCGUAAGGAGGGCGGCUCGCCCAACGGCCAUGCCAACGGAGCUGCCAGCGGCGGUGCCAACGGCAACGGGCCCAACCUCCCACCGGCAGAGGUCGCCAAGACCAUUCCCUGCCGCAACUUCCCCAACUGCAAGUACGGCGCGUCGUGCAUGUUUUUCCACCCCCUCCACCAGCCCGGCUUUUUCCCGCCCCAAGGUUACUACGAGGGCGGCUUUGUUCCUUACCCUCCUGGUGCUCCCUUCUUCCCGGGUGCGCAAGAGUUUGUCCCUCAGCAGCAGCCCAACGGGGGGCCUGCAGAGUCCGCGCCUGUGUCCGCUGAUGAGGCGGUCACACCAUCAGAGGAGAACGGGGAAGCCGGGCCGAAGCACGAGGCUGCGGCUCACAUUCCCUCGGCCGGUGCCGCAGCGUUUGUUCCAGGUAUGCCUAUGCCGCAGGAGAUGAUGAACGGCUUUGUUGGCUCGCCUCCCGUCGGUUUCAUGUCACCUCUUAUGCCCACUCAGGACGCUGCGGCGUUCUAUGCCACCUCUCCGCCCCAGUUCCAGCCCUUCCUGCCCAACGGCUCGUACCCUGGGCACGGCCGGAGGCAAAGCUUUAACCAGUUCAACAACGGCGGCGGCCAUGCGCUGAAGCCGUACCACGGCAAGAAGCCGUCGUUCUCGGGCGGCCCCAAGCCGUGGGGCCCUGGUGGGCGGCCCGGCGGCUCGUCGCACCUCGGCCAUUGGAAGGACGGCAACCCGCCUCCCUGCGCCUUCUUCCGCGAGGGCAAGUGCAGAAACGGCGAGUUCUGCAAGUUCCCCCACCUCGACACUGAGGGCAACGACUGCAGGCACCCAGACGUGAUCCGUGGCAUCAUUCCGCCGAUGCCGACUCGGCCACCGCGUGUCCUCAACAUGAUGCAUGGUGGUCGCUCGUACCCCCAGCACCAGCAGAUGCUGGCGGCCAAGCAGGCGCAGGCUGCGGCCAACGCCGAGGCUGCUGCGGCUGAGGACGGUGUCACCACGCCUGAGAGUGGCAGCGACAAGGGCUCGGCGUCGUCGCCGGGCCUUCCCCCCAAGCCGCCAGCCGGCUCGCUCCCCCCCUCGCGUGCGGGCAGCCAGCCUGGUCACGCGCGCGUCGGGUCGCGUGCUCACUCGCCGAGUGGCCGCCGUGGCGGUGCGCGGUACGCGAACGGGCACACGUCGCGCUCGUCGUCGUCUGGUGGCGACAAGAGGCCCGCUCCGCCCCAGCGCAUCCCGCGCGCGGACGAAUUCCCAGCCCUCAGCCUGGGCGGGUCCCUCACUCCCAGCGCUGAGCGCCGUGAGCCAUCGUGGGGCAAGACGGCCGCUCAGGUGCUGAGCGAGCCUGCGCCGACCAAGCCCGAAGCCGUCAAGGAGGAGGGUGAGGCUGAGAAGGCGUCGGAUGCCGAGACGGCCGAGGUCGAGGUCGAGGCCAAGGAGACUGUUGAGAAGACCGAGUCGCCAGUCGUGACGAUGGACUCGGACUCUGAGCCGGACGCUGUCAUCGUGUUGGUGUCGACGACGCCUACGCCUGAGGCCGCCGAGGCUGUCAAGGCCAAGGUUGCUGCCGUGUCCUUUGCCGCUGCCAUUGAGACUGCGCCAGUCGCCCUCAAGGCGUAA